Messenger RNA from Eutrema salsugineum, 859 nucleotides. Its product is annotated as protein YLS3. The transcript has 2 exons. The coding region runs from base 56 to 682 and encodes 208 amino acids. The record is from RefSeq and is a predicted model, not a curated record. Lineage: Eukaryota; Viridiplantae; Streptophyta; Magnoliopsida; Brassicales; Brassicaceae. Gene Ontology annotation, biological process: lipid transport. Gene Ontology annotation, molecular function: lipid binding.
UAAAUCGUAACAAGUGCAGCAACAACAUUGGGGAUUUAAAUUUUGAAUAACAAAAAUGGAGUCUUGGAGGAUUAGCCUAGUCGUGGCAGCAACAGCUUUAAUAAUGGCGACGUUGGUGGCUGCUGCGGAGGAUAAGGCAAAAGACAAGGCAGAGUGUACGGAACAGCUGGUUGGUUUGGCCACCUGCCUUCCUUACGUGCAAGAACAGGCAAAGUCUCCGACGCCGGACUGUUGCUCCGGCCUCAAACAAGUUAUCAAUUCCGACAAAAAAUGUCUUUGUGUGAUCAUCCAAGACAGGAAUGAUCCUGAUUUGGGUCUUAAGAUUAAUGUCUCCCUCGCUCUCGCUCUUCCUUCCGUUUGUCACGUCACUGCAGACGUCACCAAGUGCCCUGCUUUGCUACACUUGGAUCCAAAUUCUCCAGACGCCCAAUUUUUCUAUCAGCUAGCAAACGGUUCGAACAAAACCGGUCCAGCCUCUGCUCCCACUGGCUUGGCUCCUGAGCCCACUGGCUCGGCUCCCGAGCCCACCAGCAUGUCUCCAACCGCAGGAUCUGAUGAUGGUAAAGCUCCGACUACUUCUUUGCCAGGCUCGAACCACGCUCAAAGCUUCAUUAAAAGGUGGCUAGGGUUCGAAGUUGUUGCCUAUUUCUUCGUAAUUUUGAUUACUAUUAUUCUCGUAUGAAAAAUGAAAAAGAAUGUAACGUAGGUUUCGUGGAACUGCGUUGGUGUUGAUUUGUGCAGUUACUGUUUUGAUAUGAUGUGUGUAAUUUUCAUUCCGUGAGAACUAUUCUCAAUUUUUUGUUUUGUGCGACGCAAAUAAGUCACGAGCUACAGUUGUCUAUGUCUCGUAUGCUUUAAU